Molecule: messenger RNA, 2581 nt
Organism: Mytilus californianus (California mussel)
Lineage: Eukaryota; Metazoa; Mollusca; Bivalvia; Mytilida; Mytilidae
Exons: 2
Coding region: 546-1988 (480 amino acids)
Molecular function (GO): RNA binding
Source: RefSeq, a predicted model, not a curated record
AACUAUAAUCGAUUUUGUAUUAUGAUAUAUUAUAACUUGUGAACAAACGUGUAAAAUAGACCCAUUAGAUACAAUAUUUGUAAAGUAGGAUUUGUGUUAUUUUGUGUUCUUUUUCCUAACAUUUAAUCUAAUGAAAUAAAUUCAUAGCAUAAUUGGAUUUCUGUAUAGUCACUAUGAGAAAUAAAUGUAAUUAGUUUCACAUCUAGAUGGUGGCAUGCAUCAGAAAAUGUAAAGUUCACAGAAAAAGGACGGGGUAAUAACAUGAACAUAUAACAAAUCAACAAAUCAACAAAUCAAUAAAAAAUGAACUACUAAGAGAAUGCACAUUAUUAGCCUCGUAAACAUUGUCUCUGUCAUACUGCCUCCCAUGACGAUUUAAAAUCGAUGACAUAUUAUAAAUGGACAAGGCUGUACUUGAAAUGUGGUCAUCCUUUGUUCCCCGAUAUUAAUAUUCGUAGCACGAAUAUGUAAUAUUACUUUUCUUAAUUUCAUUGUUUUGCUUUAUGGGUGUUGGAUUGGAUUAGAAAUUUAAGCUGCAUUAAAGUAUGAAUUUCAACGAUGGUACAGGUACAAGACAGUAUGGCUGUAAUAUCGACGACGGUACGAGUCAACGCGGCUAUUACGUCGACGACGAUAAAUCAACUAAAGUCUACAUCGGAGGUCUUAUCGAUAAUAUUGGGAACGACAAACUACAGAGAGAGUUUGAAAAAUUUGGCCAAAUAGUAAAGGUUUGGAUAGCUAGAAGUCCCUUCUCUAGAGGGUAUGCAUUUGUUGACUAUGCAGAUCCAAAUGAUGCUAAACGGGCAAUUAAAGAAAUGAACGGUAAAGAACUUUUCGGCGGAAAAAUUCUCGUUCAAUUGUCAAAACAGGAAAAUAAAAAAUGGCACCCACCAUGUAGUGAAACAAAUUAUUCAGACGUUAAAUAUGAGUAUGCAUUAGAAUCUGCAAGUACUUUAGAUAAAAAAAGAAAAUCAAGAGAGAGAUCAAGCAGCCGAUCAAAUGGCAGGGUUUCCAGAAGUUAUGAACAGUCUGGAGAAAAUCUACGUAGCAGUCGACAUCCAAGUGAAAGACUUUAUGGUAGAGACACGGUUUCAUCUCGAAAUCGUCAUCGCGAUUCACCCCGAAGACGCAGUAGGUCACGCGAAAGACACUCAUCACGACAGCGUAAUCGAUCACCCGAUCUGUCACCAAGGAGAAGAAGAUCUCCAGACAGAAAUAGCAAUGGAAGUUCUGAAUACUGUAAUAAAAGAUUGACAGUAGAUGAUAGCAUGAUAGCCCAUAUAAGAGAAUCUGUAAUAAAAGAAACAUUACCACAAAUGUAUUCUUUGCUAUUCCGGGAGAUACUUCUUCUAAAUGACCCAAUUAAGAUGCAAAGUCUGUUACAAGUAUUACCAAAUCCAUCGAAUGUACAGGGAAAUACAACCAAUCCAAUCAACGCUUUGGCUACAAAAAUUCCUAAUCCUAGCAACAUUUUAAGAACUACCAGUCCUGGUUACCAUGGUAAUCAGACAUGGGGUUUCAGCCCAUCAUUGCAGUACAGCGGAGCAACGUCAUCUAGCAAUUUACAUGGGAAUUCUGUAAUCACGAGUUCUCACAAUUUAGGACAGCAAUAUUCAAUGCAUAACCCAGGGACCUUGUCUACGCCAAGUUUAUCAAACGUGUCUUCUCCAAACACCCAAAGGAAAUUUUCUUCUUUCCUACAAAAUGCUACGCCAAAUUCAACAUUCAUAAACUGGAAGGACAGACAACAUGUAUCUGGUUAUAGCGAUGGAAAAUGUUUAACACAUAACCAACCGGCUUAUGUUCAGUACCCUUCAAAGUUGAAUGAAAAGCCCUAUGCUACAAGCAAUGGAACGACAAAUAACCAAUUGUCAAAGCAACAACUUCAUAAUAGUCAAGACAAACAUCGCCAGUUGCAGGUAAAACUGUUACAGAUAACUUCAAUUAUUGCUAGAUUUCAUUUAGUUUCAUUAGUUUUUGAAAGGUGAAGGUAUCAAAAGAUUGCAAGUGCUACACGGUAACUAAUACAUUCAAACAUAUACUUUAUAUCUAUAUGAAAACGUCAAAUGAUAUUAUUACGAAACUUGUUCUAUUGGUCAUUUGGAGUUGUAUAUUACUUUAGUAAUGUUUGUCGACAGCCAUAGAACAACAUCUUAUUAGAGUUAUAACCAUUUUAAACAAUUUUCAGAAAGUAAUUAAAUAAUUUUUGUUUAGGUAACAAUGUAAAGAUUAAGAAAAUGAUCUGGUGUACCAACUUAUAAGUCUGGUAUCUUUGAUGAGUUUCAGAAUAUUCAGUUUCAAUAUCACUUGAUGUAAACAUUUAAAGUUCGACAUCCGGUUUAAACAAUUUUCUGUUGUUUAUAACUGUAUGUUGCCAUGUACAUGUCUUCUCUCCGUUUUAUUGUGUUUAAGGGCUGCUGUCCUGUUGACAAAUACAUCUAUUUCUAUUCAUAUCCACCCAACUUUAAGAAUGGCCAGUAAUUGUUACAGCUUCGGAAACAUAUUUGUAGCAUAAUGUUGUGUUUUGUUUUUGUGUUUUACCAUUUCGUAGUAAAAGACUAAAAUAUGUUGUUUUUUUUUA